AUGUCUGUAAAAGAUCAUAGUAAAAUUGAGGAGCUAAUCAAGGAUUUCUUGAAACAGCUUUACCAUAAACUAAUUGUUCAUAUACGAUGUAUAAAAAUAAAGCAGUAGCUAUAACAGAAAUGAUAGACCCAAAACUAGAAAUUAAAUUUCAUCCAGCAAAAGCAUCAGGGUAAUCACUAAUACGACGAGGCAUUGACUGUA
Molecule: messenger RNA, 201 nt
Organism: Tuber melanosporum (Perigord truffle)
Lineage: Eukaryota; Fungi; Ascomycota; Pezizomycetes; Pezizales; Tuberaceae
Exons: 1
Coding region: 1-108 (35 amino acids)
Source: RefSeq, a predicted model, not a curated record